Molecule: messenger RNA, 7089 nt
Organism: Cavia porcellus (domestic guinea pig)
Lineage: Eukaryota; Metazoa; Chordata; Mammalia; Rodentia; Caviidae
Gene: Rims3
Product: regulating synaptic membrane exocytosis 3
Exons: 9
Coding region: 516-1442 (308 amino acids)
Biological process (GO): regulation of synaptic vesicle exocytosis; regulation of synaptic plasticity; positive regulation of synaptic transmission
Cellular component (GO): presynaptic membrane; cytoskeleton of presynaptic active zone
Molecular function (GO): small GTPase binding; transmembrane transporter binding
Source: RefSeq, a predicted model, not a curated record
AGUCUGGGCCACCCGGGGGCCGGACCGCGCCUACCACCGGGUCCGCGGGGCGGGGUCCCGGGGCGGCACCUGCCCCGCCUUGCGGAGCCGCCUCGGCCUGCGGAGCCCCCUCCGGGUCUGGACGCCAGCCCCACCACCCGGGGAGGAGCGACUUUUGACACUGGCCUCUAGCACUGACAGUGAGGCUAUCUCCCACACUGGUGGACCGCUGACCUUCAAGAAGAGCUUCGUGGUCUGGAGGUGUGGACUGAGGGCGUGGGUUAAAAACAAAUGUUCUCUGAGUGCAGGGGAGCUGGCAUGGUUUGAUCUUUUUACCACAUCACCUCCUCCCGAGAGCCUGCCUUGAUUGCCUUCACCUCCUUUCCUGGAGUCUCGUGUCUCAGCAGAAGUUAAGUGGAGCCUUGUGCAGAUGCCCUAGGGGCACACUGUUGGAAGGGGCGCAGCCCCGGUGAUGCAGAACUCUACACUCAGAUUCAUCAGUUUGAAUUUCCUGAGGCCCUGCAGCCCCAGGGACCAUGUUUAACGGGGAGCCAGGUCCAGCCUCAGCUGGGGCCUCCAGGAAUGUGGUUCGGAGCUCCAGCAUCAGCGGUGAAAUCUGCGGAUCCCAGCAAACUGGGGGUGGGACCGGGACCACCACCGCCAAGAAGCGACGUAGCAGCCUGGGUGCCAAGAUGGUGGCCAUUGUGGGCCUGACUCAGUGGAGCAAGAGCACACUCCAGCUUCCUCAGCCUGAAGGGGCCACCAAGAAGCUGCGGAGUAACAUCCGAAGGAGCACGGAGACAGGCAUUGCAGUGGAGAUGCGGAGUCGAGUCACCCGCCAGGGCAGCCGGGAGUCCACGGAUGGGAGCACAAACAGCAACAGCUCCGACGGCACGUUCAUCUUCCCUACCACCCGACUUGGAGCUGAAAGCCAAUUCAGUGAUUUCCUGGAUGGGCUGGGACCAGCCCAGAUUGUAGGGCGACAGACACUGGCAACACCCCCCAUGGGUGAUGUGCACAUUGCCAUCAUGGACCGGGCUGGCCAGCUGGAGGUGGAAGUGAUUGAAGCUCGGGGCCUGACUCCCAAGCCAGGCUCCAAAUCCCUUCCAGCCACCUAUGUCAAGGUUUACUUGCUGGAAAAUGGAGCCUGCUUGGCAAAGAAGAAGACAAAGGUGACCAAGAAGACCUGUGACCCCCUGUACCAGCAGGCUCUGCUCUUUGAAGAGGGGCCCCAGGGCAAGGUGCUGCAGGUGAUCGUCUGGGGAGACUACGGCCGCAUGGACCACAAGUGCUUUAUGGGCAUGGCCCAGAUCAUGCUGGAUGAGCUGGACCUGAGCGCUGCGGUCACUGGCUGGUACAAACUCUUCCCCACCUCCUCUGUGGCAGACUCCACGCUCGGAUCUCUCACCAGGCGCCUAUCCCAGUCCUCCCUGGAGAGUGCCACCAGCCCCUCGUGCUCCUAAGGACUUCACUCAGGACGAGAGGCUGGGUGGUGGUGUGGGAAGGGAGCCUACUGGCCCCCACCUGCCCUCUGUACAUAGUCUCCAUGUUUCUCUGGACUCUUCACCCUGCUGCAUGUCUGCUGGCUACUGGGCUUGUCCCAGCUGGCAGUGGAGACUGUAGUCUGUGUGUGUGUGCGUGUGUAUGUGUGGUUUGUGUAUGUGUCUAUGUGUGACCACAUUAUAUCUGUUCGUUUGUCUGGGUACAAUCAGUCCUGGUGACCACAUGUCUCUUUGUGUCACAUUGAAAAGAAGUGUUGUGUGGACACAACUCACUCCAAGGAGCUUCCAGGGGUGAAAGUGGGAGAUGGGGCCGUUGGUUGGUUGAUCCUGCCUGGUCCCCUGCCUGGGGCAGAGCCCCACCUGUGCCUCCUCUUGGUGGUCUUGGCUUGAUUUUCUGUCUCGUCUUUUGUAUCACCCUUUGCCUCUCCCAGCGUUGCUGCUCUUUUUGAGGAAUGUAGCAUCCACUGCAGCUGGCCACAACUAUGCCCCUCUGGGAGCUCCCUCACCCCAUUCCAGCUGCGUUGGCAGCUCUUCCCCACUGAACACAUCUUGCGGCAUGUAGCAGUCAUCCAGUGCCCUGGCCAGGGAUCCAGGGGAGGCUGAGGAUGCCCUGGGAGCAGAGGGCUUUGAAAUGGCUUCAUCUUUGGGCUAGACACACCCCUUCCUACAGGCAAGCGCAAGGAUGUCUUCGUUCCCAGGGGUACUGGCCAGAUACCCCAGCAGGAAGGGCCGGGUGCUCCCUUGGCCUCUGUUUAUGACCACCUCUCUCCCUUCCAGCCUCCUGUCCUCUGACAUGCGAAAAGAGCUCUCCUGGUGGGCCCAGGAGGUCCAUGGAGAUGUCACCUGGCAAAGCAGACAGCCAUCCCUCUCUGGGCUCCUCCUGAGGGGUGCAUGGCUUGGUAGAAGGUGCAGAGGGUAGGACUCUUUGCUGGAAAAAGGAGGACUGAGGCUGACUACUGAGAAUCCUGCCUAACCUUGAGGAAUUAGCUGCAUGAAGCUGUUCAUCUGGGGCUCUUAUUUUCUGCUCAUUUCCAGUCCAGGGUCCCUGUCUGGAGCUCAGACACACUUGGGCUUCAGCCUCCUGGCUCCACGGGCAGCCUGGCUCUGGCUUCUGGUCUGCCACAGUCACCAGCUCUGUAUAAGCAAUACUUUCCCCUUUCAGCUUCCUUGCCUUCUCAUGUGCUCCCGCUGCCCUCUGGGAAAUGGCCUGCUCUGGGCAUGCCAACUGCCUCUGCUUUAUUUCCUACCCUUGUCUGAGGCUUCUCUCAGCCACUCAGACACUGAGUUGACUGCUAGGCCCCAUUGUGAGAAUGGACCGUGGGAGGUCUUGCACUGGACUCUGGGAGCUAUCUGGUGGGAGCCCUGAAAUCCGGUUCAAAAACGCCACAUCUGUCCUUCUCCCUCCUCAGCUCUAAGAGUGAAGGGUGAGAGGCUGCCCAGGGGAUGGACAGAGUAGCCUGGGUUCAAGGCUGGUAGGAAGUAGGUAGCAGGAGGGGCCAGGGUAUGGGGAAGGCUCUUUCUGCUUCUUCUAUAGUCACUGGGCCCAGUGCUGAUGUACCUCUUGCCUGGGCAUGUGGGCUGGAGAGAGCUAAUGAGGAAGAGUGGGAGGCCCUCAGGGCCGAGUGUUGAACUUUCAUCCAUACGCAAGCUGGAGGGGUGAAGGCUGUCUCAGUCCAGAGGGCCUUCUUGUCUGGCAAAGGUCCUCCCUGGGUAGAAGCCAAAGUCCUGUGACCUCACUCACAAGGAAAUGAGGGGAGGAGCCAAGACCCAUUUGUUUCACCCACCACAAAAGUGGGUAAAGGCAGGAGGGAAAAUGUACAAUUCUAUCUCUGGGCCGAGCCUGGAUACUUGCAUUUUUAGAGAAGAGAGACACGGUAUGCAUGGAGGAGGGUGAGGAGGUGGCCAGCCAGUUUCUUCUUUGGGCAGAAGUGCUCUCCCCACUCCUGCUGGGAAAUGUGUUUCUUGUGUUCCUAAAAUUGGGGCAGAGGGCUCUGAACUCUUAAACCCUAGUGGGAGGAAUACAGUACAGGGAGGAAACUCACUUGCAAAUUGGUGUUUUUCCUCUCCUGUUGGUGAUGUGUUUACCGCUAGGGCAGUUGCCUUCUGGAUGGUCUGAAAAUAUACCUUCUGGAGUGGGGGGGAGUGUUAGUGAUCCACAGAUAGCAUAGACUUGCUCAUGUGGCACUGAGUCACCCUCAGGAAAUGGGGCUGUCAGUACCCGUAUGCCCUAAGGGUCCAGGGAGGCCCUGGGAGGAGAUGGGAGCUGUCGGCAGGAAGGCUGUCCUGUGUAACCCUUGUGCCUGGGGUCAGCACAAGAGAAGUUUUAGGAAGGGGAAGGGCCCGAUGUGCUGGAAACUCGGGCUGCCCUGCCUCUCUAGUCCCCAGCUGUGAAAAAUGCCUGGGAGUUGGGCCACUUGGCUGUUACACCUCUUAAUCAAUGAUAAUUCCCUGCAAACGGACCGUGGGAAACUAUUCUUUUUAACCCUUCACACCAAAUAAGUUAUGAGUGUCGAUCCCACCCCCCUACCCCCCCAUCCCCCUCCACGGGUGAGGUUGUGUGAGGCUGCCCUGUGUGUAUGAGAGAGUACAGCUGGAUUUAAGGAUCUAAUUCUCAGCAUCCUGGAUGCAGGGCUUGCUGGGAAGCCACUCUGAAACUAACCUGUCCUGGAAGAGGGAGAUGUACAAGUUGACUCAGGCCUCCUCUGUGCUGAGAGAGGGCGGUGGGAAGGAAGGAACAUGACCCUUCUGAGUUUCCCUACUGUGGGACUAAGUCAGAUCCCCUAACCCCAGAUGAGAGUGACAGUGGUGAUAGCACAAGCCUUUGCCAUGCCACUCCGCUGGGCAGGCAGGAUCAUUGGUGAUGUAGCAGAGACAGAAGUGGCUCUACAGUGAUGCUGGACUGUGGGCAGGGACAGUGAUGGAUGAUUCAGAGCAUCUGUCUUCACAUUUCUGCUCAGCUCAGUCUGUCCUACUUUCUUCAUAGACUCCUUUCCCACAGGGAAGUCUGCGAUGGACCCUUAGUAUGCGGCACCCUUCAGUAAAUGAGUCAAGUCUUGGUUUGACAAGGGGAUUUGAACCAUCUUUGAAAGUACUCCCUACCUAGUUUCUCUGCCACCCAUUUCUACUAGGAAAGGAGCACUUGCGAGGCUCUUGGGAUCCUGCAGGUCCCCUGCAAUACCAGCAUUUCAUGGGGCCAAGAUAGGAUAGAGGAUAGGUCUAGGGAGAGGGCCCUGGAUCACUCCUCACUCAUGGAACCACUGCCAGUUGGAACACUGAGGUCAAGCCAGCUCUCCCAGGGGCUUGACUCCCACCAGGAAAAUGUGACUGAGCUCUUUACUGCCAGCCUUGACAGCAAAAACCUCUAUUUUUAAAGACAAUAGAGCUUCAAGGGUACUUCUUUGGAAAUGAAAUGUAGCACAAGCCUAGACUGAAUUACCAGGAGCUCUGACAUGCAUCCUGGGGCCCUACCCCAGGUCCUGCUGCCCAGAGGGUGCUGAGCUCCUCUUCCCUUGGGGCUCUAGAGCUCCUAAUACCUCACAUUCCCUAUCUCCCUCGGCUCAGAAAGCAGCAGAACCUUAGUAAGGCUGCUCUUCUGUGUUUCUCUGAUUGCUUCCAGCACUGUGCAAACUCUGGGCAAGAAACUGCUGCCUUUGCCUGAUGUUGUAGAAGAGUUGCUCUCCACCUGGGUGGGGAAAGGUGGCACUUCAUCCAGGGCCAGAAGGUUGUCUGCAGUGUUUCUGCAGUGGCUGCCAGGAGGUGGAAUAGAGGCCUGCUUCCCUGCCUCCUCCCACUUUUCUCUUCCUGUCCUCACAGUUGUCUUCUCCAAUGUCCUGACAUAUACAGAGGUUCUUUAAAAUGCUGCUCCCUUUAGUAGACUGUCUUUCGCUGGAUGAUUAAGGAGGAGAUGAAGAUGUAGAUCAUCCCCUGCCUUCUGCCUCCAGUCUGCUUUUCAUCCAUAUCCGAGGAGAUUGGGACAAAGCAAGACAGUCCCGUUGGAAGAGCAGGGGAGCCCGUACAAUCAGAAGCAGCCUGACAGUAGUGGGAUUGGCCUGGUCUGGCUCGGAAAGGGUUACUUUGAAAGUGUGCCUGAGCAUCUCAGAGCAAUGUCAGUGAUGCCAAAGAGAGCGACUUGGCCUCCUUGGGCACCAACUCUGCUGGUGGAGCUGCACAAAUGUAGCUCAGAUGUUGGCAAGCCCAAAGGUGGGACCUUGUUCUCUGACAAAGGGCUUAAUCUUUCCAUGUAGCAAAGCAACUUCCCCCAUCCCCAACCCACACUUGGGCAUCUGCAGGCCCGGUAUGGCUGUGCCUGUACAGGAAGCCACAUGUAUGAAAGAAACUUUCACUCUCCCAGGGGCCUAGACUAGCUUGGGAAGGUGCUCUUUGAGAAGUGUGAGUGCUAAUGCUCUGGAGAAACCUUCCAGGGCUGUGACUGGAAACCUGGCCACUAAGGGUAGGGCCUUGGACCUCCCAAGGAUUCACACUGAUUCCAGGAAGAGUCCCUUGGACUGGAUUCCAGACUACCUGGAUAACAGAAAACAGGCCUGGGCAUUCCAGGGACAACUGAGCAUCUUUCCCCUUAGCCAAUGACCUGGACAGGGAUGGCUGCUCUAUACCAUUUUGCCAGAAACUGUGAUCUUGUACAAGACUACUCACUUAUCUGGGCCUCAGCUUCUUCAUUUGCAAAAAUCUGAGCAUUAGCUAGUUGCUCCGUGUUCCCUCCAGGUUUUAGAAGUCUGAUCUGGAGCUUCUGAGAGUUGUGAGCUGGGUGCACCUGGCACAUGGUUCCAUAGGCUGGUUUCACCCAACCCCUGGUGCCUAAGCUAGGCCUAGGUCCUCAUCUGAUCUAUGCCCAGAUGCUGCCUCUAACAACUCUGGGAAUCCUAACAGACUCUGCUUUCACCUUUUCAUAGUUUUCUCUCCCUCCUUCACUCUUAUGUCACCAUGAGAAAUAAUUAAGGGUUGUCUGUAAUGGACAAUUUUCAAGGUGCUGAUGUGAUGUCACAACCUCAGUUGCAUCUUAAGUAGGGUCUGUGUCCCCACCAGCAGAUGAGGCUGGGUUGUUCCUCAUUUCUACUUCUACAUGACAGCAAUGGGAAGAGUUGAAGAUCUGAAAAUUCUAAAGGAAAUGCCCUCAGUUAGGAGGAGAGAGGGAACUGAUUUCCCAUCCAAGUAUUUUGCUUUUUAACACCACUCUUCCCUGCAAAAUAUCUUUUACCACACAUCAUCUCAGAAAGCAGUGGCUGCUUCCUUAAGGAAAGCAUGCCUGAGAGUUCUGUCAACUCCUUUAGUAUGUAAACUCACAGAAGGCAGGAAUCCCUUUUUUUAGAAUUUCCAAAUGCAUCCUGCAAAAAGAGAGAUAGCAGUUAGGGACUGACAAGCACACUGUUUAGAUAAGAAGCAAUUAGCCUUUUAUAUCUGUGCUCUGAAUUUUCUAUGUGCAGCAUCUUUCCAAACUCUGGUCCUGGGUGGCAGGUGGACAGCUGGGAGGGACUGCCGGCUGUUUUAUACAAUGUUCUUGCCAAUUCCCUUAAGAAGAAUAUUCUUCACAUGGCUUCUGCAUGUACAGUAUUUGGGCAGCAAAAAACGAUUAAAGUCCACUUGAAAUUGG